This is a messenger RNA of Diprion similis, 3202 nucleotides long. RefSeq lists its product as uncharacterized. Gene Ontology annotation, biological process: signal transduction. NCBI's taxonomy places the organism in Eukaryota, Metazoa, Arthropoda, Insecta, Hymenoptera, Diprionidae. The transcript is spliced from 15 exons. The coding region runs from base 266 to 2845 and encodes 859 amino acids. The record is from RefSeq and is a predicted model, not a curated record.
ACUGGCAGUAGAGUGCCAGCCGCGAUCGUGUACGCCAACCGCUCAAGCGGAAGUGGAAAAAGCGUGCGUGGUCGGACGCCGAGUGCCGGCAUGCCCAUCGGCGAUAAAAUCGGUGCAAACGGGAGUGCAGCAGGUGCGGAAAGCAGGGAAGCGGCCGAGUGAGUGUUACGUCCGUGCAGCAAGGCCCAAAGCUCGCCGCGUCAUGACUUCCGGCCCAACUUAGGCGCCUGAUUCAAAUCUGGAGCCACGUUAAGCGGCCUGAGCGAUGGGUGAAGCGGAGGCCAAGGGUGUCGGGUCCUGCCCGCGGUCCAGGACGCUCACCUGGUUCGUCCUGGCCCAGGUCCUCCUCCAAAUCGGGGCCUUUUCCUACCUCUACUUGCAGCUUCUUAGCCUUGAGGGCGAGCUUCGCGUCGCAGAGUGUCCGCGAUGCGAAAUCAACGACGACUUCGGUCAGGGCGUAGAUAUAUCCCGCCAAAAACGGAGCGGCGUUAACUUCGAGGAGAACGCCGUUUCCGAGAACUUCAAGGACCAGGAAGAGAGGGAAGCGCAGCAGCAGCAGAGGGAUGUAAAAACUGCAACUGCGGUCCCGGUGGGUCCACCUGUAGGGAGUGAGGAUUCCCCAACAUCGUCGGACCUCCAGGACUGGGUCUGGCUAACAGGUGCGACGCGGGUUCCGACCGACGUCAUGGAGAACUUCUGUCGGAAUUUCAGGGACUAUUGCUCCCCGGGACUUCCGGGGAUCCCUGGGACCCCGGGCGAGAAGGGUGACCGCGGUUUGCCCGGAAUUGCUGGGCCUGUGGGCCCUCCGGGACUCACCGGAUUGCCGGGACAUCAAGGAUCGCCAGGGCCAAAGGGAGACCGAGGAGAACCUGGACUUGACGGGCGGAACGGAAUCCCGGGGGAACCGGGACUUGAUGGUCUGCCUGGUCGCAGUGGAUCCGACGGGAAGCCGGGGGCCAAUGGGACCCCAGGACUUAACGGGAUUCCGGGACGUUCAGGACGUAAUGGAACAGACGGAAGACCGGGAGAUCAAGGACCUCCGGGACCCCGUGGACCUCCAGGACCUAAGGGUGAUACUGGACCCCGAGGUCCCAAGGGAAAGCCAGGCUCCCAUGGAAACCCGGGAGUCACUGCCUACCAGGUGAAAUUAGCCAACGGUACAGACAGCAACAGACUACUGAUACCGCCAUCAAUUUUGGGUGAGGCCAAGUCCUAUCAAGUCAUCCCCGUCGCGGAGGGAUCAAAUGUCCGAUUACGUUGUCCCGCCAGUGGCUAUCCUCCUCCGGUUAUUUCCUGGUCCAAGGACACCAGCAUCGAGCUAGGCAAUUGGACACUGUCUUCGGUCACCGGUCACACGCUCAAUAUCACCGUAGUCAACAGGAUACACAUGGGGAAGUACUUGUGCACUGCAGACAACGGAAUUCCACCCAGAGCGAGGCAGACGUACAAGCUCGAAGUGUACUUUUCGCCGCUUAUACGUAUACGAAAUGAGAUUGUUGGUGCCGGGCUGGGAGGAAUCGCUUACUUGGAGUGUGAAAUUGAAGCCUUUCCCGAACCGGUGACCUACUGGGAACGCGGAGACGGUCAGCUCCUAGAAAAUUCUGACAAGUACAGGAUAGACGUGGUGGACAAGAAGGCAGGAUACAUGGCCAAAAUGCGGUUGAAUAUCACAAGGAUAUCGAGUUCCGAUCAUAGCUUGUACCAGUGCAUUGCCAAAAAUGAAGUUGGAAUCACUCGCGGUCUCUUGACUCUUUACGAUACCAACGGCAAACCACCGUCGAACCUUGGGAAAGAGCAGAUCGCCGUUUAUGGUGCGAGACCACCUCCCAAGAAGGAUCUCGACGACCUAUGCCCCCCAUCCCCCGGAUGUGAUCCCUGUGCAAAGUGUUCAUCUGUCUACGAAAUAGAACCGAUCAAUUACCCCAUAAAGUACACGAACUUCCCGCCGAGGGUGUUGGACUGCGUAUUGUAUGCGAUUGGAAAACCGGUGUACCACAGAUACACUGACGACACGUUGCACGGUUGUUGGAUGAGGGAUGCGUCUCCGACGUCUGAGGCCGCGGGUGAAAAGUUCUGGGUGACCAAAGACCAGGGAAAUAAGUACCUUUACGAGUUUGACAACAAGACGAUAUUCAGGAAGAACAAUGGCAGGCCGAUCGUUCUACCCCACGAAUUCCAAGGCAAUGCACAAGUGGUGUUCAACGGCUGGUUCUUCUACCAUCCGGUGGGACGAUCGACGAUAAUGCGGUUCGAGAUACCAGCGGAUAAAUCGAGGCAGACUAAACUUAUGGAAAUGGAACUUCCGGGUCUGGAUUACAACAGUACAAACUACCUGUACACUCCGAACUACAGUCACAAUUACGUCGAUUUCAACGUCGACGACAACGGUCUGUGGGUGAUAUACGCCUGUCGAUCAUCGAACAACACGAUUGUCAUGAAGGUAGAAGCCCAGACAAUGAAGCCCCAGCAUUCUUGGAACAUCACCGUCGACCACCACACUUUCGGCGAGAUGUUCAUCGUCUGCGGUGUUCUUUACGGGGUGAAAAGUGUGACCGAGAGGUCAACCAAGAUAAGCCUCGCCUUGGAUCUCUACAAGAACGAGACGUUGGACGUAAAUCUCGCCUUUACGAAUCCCUUCCGAAAGACAACGAUGAUCGGUUACAAUCACAGGAAUAAGGAACUCUUCACGUGGGAUAAGGGGAACCAACUGACCUAUCCCAUAAGGUACCAUGAACUCGGGUCCACCGUUGCCAGUGAGGAAAUCAAGGACAAACCCUUGGCAGAGAGACGCACCGCGUACGAGGGGUGGAAAGAUAAACCCCAAUCCGAUUAUUAUGCUUCCUGAACAUAGCUCGAGGUGAUAUAGGUACCUACAUUAUCGAACGGGAAUUUUGUACUCGUGCACCACGAAUCGCAGGAUCUCGUGGUAUAAAUUGUGCAGCUAAGUCGUUGUUAUUAUAUAUCGUCGUCUGCACAUCCAUAAAAUAAUAUAAAAUAUCUAUCUAUAUCGAUAUAUGCAGUAUAAUGAUUCUAUGUAAUCUAUUCAUCGUGAGGAUAAUUUUGUACUAAAGAAAGAUAUUAUUUUAUUAAACGUGUAUAUAAUAUACAUAUCUCAUAUAUAUAUAUAUAUAUAUAUAUAUAUACAUGUAUAUAUGAGAAAUGCGACGAUGUACUGUCGCCUAUAUGUAUAAUUAUGUAUAAA